CCAUUCCUCAAAUAUAUUCCGUUCCCUCUGUCCCUGAAGUGAGCCUUUAUUAGUGGGGAUCGUUUGGAUCUUAUCUCGCAUAUGACACUCGGUGUAGGAGGACAUACUGGAGGGAGAAGAGAAUAAGGGAUUAUCAGUGCACUGCCCUCCGAUCCGCUGCUUCCUGACACGGGAGAGCCUCGCUCUUAUCUCGCCCCUUUAUCUCCAUCUUCCACGGGCGGAUGGACGAGUAGCCCUGGCUGCACUUUCACCACUAUCUGCCCAUCUCCUCUAUUGUCUCUCCAUCUCUGGGAUCACACAGGAAGCUGACUGAUCCUCAUCAUCUUCAUCAUCAUCGUUAUCCUUCUGUCUUUCGUUUGUUUAUUUUUUUUAAUCCUCUGAUCACUAAACAUUUGAACACUUGAGAUUAGAUUUUCGGAAACAUUUCCCUGCGUGACGUUUGGCCCCGGGAGAUUCCCAUGUUGCACACUCCAAGCUGAGAAAAAGUAAAAGAAACACUUUUUUUAUUUUUUUUUUUAUUCCGUGAAUUUGAGGCGGAGGUGUUCACCCGUGAAGCAUCUGAUGGUUGUUUGGCCUGUGGAAUAUGAGUUAAUCUGGAGUUGAGGCUCCGCUCAAGAGCGUCUUCAAGUUGAUUUCAAGAGAAUAUUUGCCUUCAAACUCUUUUUUUAAGGUUUCCUGAGGAGGAGUGACAGCCAACAACAGAGAGUAAAAAUGAUGCUGAGCCCGGACCAGGCUGAAGCGGACCUCUCCUGGACUCAGUCCGACCCGGAGUCGAUGCUCAACGGCCUGAGGGCGGCGGGCUGCUCCUCGGACGAUCCGACGGAGGGCGAGGAGAGGGCCAAGUGCAAAACCGAUCCUCCGCUCACCAGAGAGGAGAAGAGGCGGAGGCGAAGGGCCACGGCCAAGUACCGCUCUGCCCACGCCACCAGAGAGAGGAUCCGCGUGGAGGCGUUCAACGUGGCCUUUGCGGAGCUGAGAAAACUGCUCCCCACUUUACCCCCAGACAAGAAACUCUCCAAGAUCGAGAUCCUCAGACUGGCUAUAUGCUACAUCUCCUAUCUGAAUCACGUGUUGGAUGUCUAAGAGUGACCUCCACCCACACUGACACCCACACUCACCGUGGUGCGAGAGAAGAAGGGGUUUGGACUCAAGCGCACGUUGGACCGUCGGUUGGGUAUGGCAAAGUGGACAGCUAAGGUGAAAAAGGAUGGAUGGGGGGGGGGAAAUGGAUCAGGAAUUGUAUUCCUGCACAUCUCUCAAAUGAGACAAGUUACUACAUUUGAAAUUACUGUGCGUUUCAAUCAUUGGAAUUUAGAAAAUAAUAUAUUUAAUUGUUCCUCAUAACCGACUCAUGGGUAUGGAAAAAUAUCACUUUGGGGUCAUUUUUGCAGCGUUAAAAUAACACUUAAAGAGUCAGUUUAAUACAAAUUCCGAUUAGGAACAUAACAACUCUGGAAUAAUUUUCAAUUACACUGUUACUUUAACACUAAAAGAAAUGCUGUUAAAUGUCACUAUCUUAGUGUAACUUCGAUAGUAACUAAGUGUAUAAGUGUUUAAUUUAACAUUAUUCCAAAUUGCAAUGAGUCCUAAUUGAAAUUUGUGACUCUUUUGGUUUGACUUUGACUGUGUGAUGUAUCACUCUGACACCUCAGCAGGAGACUUUUAUUUUUUACAACAAACUCAUACACACUGAAUCCACUUAGUCACAUAUUUGAAAUUAUUUCUCCUCUAUGAUAAACGCCAUGUGACGUGCCCCCCUUUCCCCCCCAUAUUGGUGAUGCUGGGGCUUUGCCAUACUCCGCUGCAGCUGUAAGCAGGGCUGGGUAUUGAUGAGAAAAAAUCAGGUUACACCGAUAUCUGGACUUCGAUAAUACUUUUUCGAUCCAAAUUUCAUUAAAUCUGUAAAACAAAAAUGUACAUUACAAGUUACAGCAAAAGUCUCCGCUCUAUAACAUUUUUACAGACUUAAAGUGCUUUUCAUAAACAACAUUUGAUAAUGAAUUUUUGGGAUAUUCGGUUGAUACCACAAAAGUAUUGAAGUUCGAUACCCAGUCCUAUCGCUGUGAGUCCAGUGUCAUGGUUAUUAUAGGAUGGCAGUGUGGCUACAAAGCCACUGUCACUCCCUGACCACUCACUGCACAAACGCAACAAUGCUUGAGCUGCUCCAUGCAAUAAUGAGAAAAUAAUAUUUUUAUUUAAUUUAUUUUCAAAUCCUUGCACAGACUGGAUGAUGCUCCCUUUAUGAGGAGGACGGUUUGAGUGCCACAAAUAUCCUGAAUCUGGUUUUUCACAGAAACUUUUCAUUUGAUUCCCACCCUCUUUAAAUGAUAUUAGUCCAUAUAAUGUCAUUCAUGUUUUAUAUGAAGCCUAAAAAAACAGAGUCCUCUCUUCACAUUGCUUCAAUUGGAGCUGUAAUUUGAAAAAACAAACACUGGGGCAUUUUUGACAGGAUGUAAAUGAGAUAUAGCUGCUUUAGAUCUAGUUUUUAGAUGAUGUUUUCCCGAAAAGGAAACAAAAAAAAAAAGAUUCAUUGCGUAAGUGCCACUUAUGACAUAUAAAAUUGUGACCUUAAUCAUUUUUUUUUUUUAAAGUGUAUGGAAUUAUUUAUUUAAUUGUGUUGCUAUUUAAGGCUAAUUUAUUUACGUUGUUUAUAUCAUAUAGGCCGGUGUCUUUUUCUUUUUUUGUUGUAUAAAUGUAUAUCGUUUGUUGCUUCUAUAUUUUAGGCUGUGAAAAACUGAACUUGGAAAGUGAUUGUGUUCUAUUCUUGAAAAAAAUGGCACUUUCUGUUGAUUCCAUAGCAAACCCUAUUGUUUUGAUGUACGUGUCACUAUCUUUGUUUGUUUGUUUUGAAUGUCACGUCUAUUGUCUUUCUAAAACGAAACGAUAAGCACUUCAAGACGGGGCUCGGUGCUCCAUAAAUGUUUAUCUAAUUUGUUAUGUUCAGUGGUCGCUUGGAGAACAACUGGGCUGCUAAAACAAACAUAAACACAACAAAUGAAUUUAACUCGAUUUAAAAAUGAGCUACAGUAAUGUUUCUGAUCCAGAGUUAAGCCUCUGAUUUAUUUUUUGCUGUGACCAAAAAAUAUUAAUAAUUUCGAAAAAAAAACAUCUUAAUUUAUUAUCUUCAAUAAUUUGAUGUUAUUAUUUAUCAUUAACUGGUUCAUUUAUUUAUUUCUGUCUUUGUUUGUGUUUUGAAUUCAACGA
Messenger RNA from Solea solea (common sole), 3204 nucleotides. RefSeq names its product helix-loop-helix protein 2-like. The transcript is spliced from 2 exons. Gene Ontology annotation, biological process: regulation of transcription by RNA polymerase II. The record is from RefSeq and is a predicted model, not a curated record. Lineage: Eukaryota; Metazoa; Chordata; Actinopteri; Pleuronectiformes; Soleidae. Bases 712 to 1083 code for a protein of 123 amino acids. Gene Ontology annotation, molecular function: RNA polymerase II cis-regulatory region sequence-specific DNA binding; protein dimerization activity; DNA-binding transcription factor activity, RNA polymerase II-specific.